AUGGAAUCAUCAACUACAAAUAGCUGUCAAUUUGAUAAUACUAAAGCUGACACGAAUAUUAUUCAAAAAAUGUUCAGAAAUAUUUUGCCAAAAAAGUUCAGAAAUGGAAGAUCAAGUCAUUAUUAUGAGAAUGGCUUUAAUGAUAAUGAAAUUUUGGUAGCACCAAGCAAAAACGGUCUUCAUAAAAAUUUGAAGGAGCGACAUAUGAUUAUGAUUGCAUUAGGUGGAACUAUUGGAACUGGUUUAUUUUUAGCUUCUGGUCAAGCUUUAGCAUCUGCAGGUCCUGCGAUAAUUAUCAAUGCAUUAACAUUUGUUACAGCUGAACUUGCGACUCAAUUUCCCAUUAGCGGUUCUUUCAAUACAUUUGGUAGUCGUUUCGUGGAUGAAGCAUUCGGCUUUGCAUUAGCCUACAAUUAUUACUUUUCGUGGGUGACAACUAUCGCAGGAGAGUUGGUGGCUGCUGGUAUCAUCGUACAAUUUUGGCUGCCGCAUUUUCCCAGUAUUAUAUGGUCAAUAUUAGGAAUGGCAAUUAUGUUUUUACUGAAUGCUUUUACAGUUAAAGGUUACGGCGAGGCUGAGUAUUGGUUUGCAAUGAUCAAAGUAGUUACUGUGCUUAUCUUCCUGUUGGUUGGUGUUUUAGUGGAUAGUGGUGCCAUAGGUAAACCUAAAAAAACGUAUGGCUUCGAAAAUUGGAAAUUGGACAAAGCCCCCUUUGUCGGUGGAGUAGCUGGUGUAAUAACCACGUCGAUCAUUUCAGGUUUCGCUUUUCAAGGAACUGAAGCUGUAGGUAUCGCUGCUGGUGAAAGUGCUAAUCCAAAGCGUGAUGUGCCUCGUGCAAUGAAUGGAACUAUAUGGCGUAUUGUUUUGUUCUUUGUUGGUGCCAUCUUUGUCAUGGGUCUGGUUAUCCCGUAUAAUGAUCCAGAUCUUGCUAAAAUAGGUGGUGUUGAUAAUAUUGCUGUGUCACCGUUCACAUUGGUAUUUAGAAAAUCUGGUAUUCCUGGAGCAGAGCACAUUAUGAAUGCUGUCAUUCUAACAACGAUAUUGUCAGCUGGUAACUCUGGUCUUUACUUAUGUACACGUAUUUUCUGGACAUUGGCUAUGGAAGGUAAAGCACCUCGUAUUUUUCGUCAUAUAAAUAAAGGUGGAAUUCCUAUUUGGUGUCUGGUGUUAACAACUGUUCUCGCAACUUCUCUUUUUGGUCUCUCAUUCGUUGGAAAUCAAGUCAUUUAUAUAUGGCUUGUCAAUAUGACCAGUGUGAUGGGUUUUAUUGCCUGGUUGGGGAUUGCGAUAUCACAUUGGCGAUUUCGUCGAGCAUAUAUUCUACAAGGUUAUUCAUUGAAUGAUCUUAUUUAUAAAGCGCUAUUCUUUCCAGUGGGACCAUUCUUGGCCUCCUUACUUAUCAUUGUGUGUGUCUUCGGACAAGGGUAUUCUGCAUUUACUACAAAACAGGUCAACUGUACUAUGUUAGAAGAAGAAUCUUCUGACUUUAAUACAUAUCAACUCAACGAUAAUAUAUUCGAACAAGGAAAUGCUACAUGUACUAAGAGUUCAGUCAACUUGUCUACUUUACUAUCUGGCUAUGUAAUAUUACCGGUGUUUGUGAUCAUGUUUGUUGUUUACAAAAUUGUUAAAAAGACACGAUUUAUACCACUUCGAGAAAUUGACCUGAUAACUGACAGUGUAAAUCAACAUGCACCGAGAGAAACGAGUAAUAUUUAA
Molecule: messenger RNA, 1719 nt
Organism: Rotaria sp. Silwood2
Lineage: Eukaryota; Metazoa; Rotifera; Eurotatoria; Philodinida; Philodinidae
Source: the annotation of a GenBank genome assembly